UCUAUUGUCAAGUGAUAUGUCAUAUCAACAUUUUCACUUUAUUUUGUUGUUCAACAAAGUUAUUUAAAAUGUUUCUUGAUAUAGUUUAUUAUGGAAAGCUACCAACCCGAAUAUGACAAGAGUAGCGUAUUGUCAGACACAUUCUGGAGGACACCGCAGCGCGCGUACCCGGGUAGACCCCGUCAGAAAGUUGGUCAAAGCGAGGUUAUGUCUGGGUCAUCGUAUCAGCAAUUCCAGGCGUCCGUGAACGACGCCUGGGACCUCGGGGACGACGACAUCAUCUCCGGCAUCGCAGAGACUAAAAUUUCGAAAGCCAUAUCGCAAACCGCCGCUUUAAACGUGAUAAAUUCUCAUAGGAAUAGUAGUAAGAUCGUAAACAAAGGUGACGUAAAGGCUGAGACUGAUAGUGUGAAAUCGCCGUCGGAGACGGUUAGUGUGCGUAAAAAUGAGACGAAGAAGGUGUUGGGUGGUCCAGGGGGUAGUUCUGGGCCGAUGCGGCACUACCCCGGGCGGCCGCGGCCCGUGCGGCUGUCGGCACUUGCUUCUCGGGAAGAAAACAACGAGUUGAAGCUGGAGAGGUUUCAACAAGUCCAUGAGAGUGCUGUGGUGGACCUGAACGAGCUCAAACAUCUGAGCUGGUCUGGAAUUCCAGUCAAGGCUCGCGCCAUAACCUGGCGUCUGCUCGCCGGCUACCUGCCAGCGAACUCGGAACGUCGUGCGGAGACGCUCCAGCGCAAACGCGCCGACUACAAACAUCUGGUGCGCCAGUACUACGAUGCGAGCGAGGAAAGGGACGACGACACCUACCGCCAGAUACAUAUUGAUAUACCACGGAUGAGUCCGCUCGUGGCGCUGUUCCAGCAGCCCACUGUACAGGUGAUGUUCGAAAGGAUCCUAUACAUCUGGGCGAUCAGGCACCCCGCCUCAGGCUACGUGCAAGGCAUCAACGACCUGGUGACGCCGUUCUUCAUGGUGUUCCUGCAAGAGGCGGUCCCGGGCGAGGAGUUGGACAACUACCCUCUGGACAAGCUGUCGGAGCAGCAGAGAGACAUCAUCGAGGCGGAUUCCUUCUGGUGCUUGUCCAAAUUCCUGGACAGUAUACAGGAUAAUUACAUUUUCGCGCAGCUGGGGAUACAGUAUAAGGUGAACCAGCUAAAAGAACUGAUCAGACGCAUCGACCAACCACUUCACGAGCAUUUACAGAGCCACGGAGUUGACUACCUUCAGUUUUCCUUCCGCUGGAUGAACAACCUGCUCACCAGGGAGAUCCCUCUGGCCUGUACUAUACGCCUAUGGGACACAUACCUGGCAGAGUCGGAUGACUUCGCCAUAUUCCAGCUGUAUGUCUGCGCAGCGUUUCUGCUGCAUUGGAGGGAGAGGCUUAUGCUGGAAAAGGAUUUUCAAGGCCUAAUGAUCCUUCUCCAGAACGUGCCGACGCAGAACUGGUCGGACUCGAACAUCAGCGUUCUGGUGGCGGAGGCCUACAAGCUCAAGUUCGCCUUCGCCGACGCGCCCAACCACCUCGCCCAAGCCCGCGCCGACCGGUGACCGGCGCCCGGCACUAGCAGAGUAAAUACAAAUGAGUAGGUCAUCUUCAUAGAAACGCACGGGCGCGGUUUGUAUGUGAGCGCGCCAACACGUAUGCGGCGCGCACGCACACACUGACAAAAUUCGGCGCAACCACUACUGGCUCCCCGCUAAUCCCUGCUCUCGGUGCGUUUCUAUGAAGAUGACCUACUCAUUUGUAUUUACUCUGGUAUUAGGGCGCUUGCGGAGCGGUGGCGAGAGCGCGUAAUGUAAAAUCAAGGCGAAGGCGCCCUGUAGGCCUAAGAUGCGUGCCGUGAUAAGCUUUUCUCGCGCCAUUUUAUCGACUUUACGCGAUAGGGGUAAAAAGUCAAACGUUUGUCGUCAAUGAUCAAAUAUCGAUAAAAUUUUAUCACGGCGCGCAUCCUAACCCAGCUGAAUUAAAGGCAAAGGCGCCCGCUUUAACUUUAACUUCGACCAACCUUUCUUGCGCCCGUAUUCACAAACAAGACUGAGGUCUCAGUGCGCGUGGACGCACAGAGUUACACACGAACCAAUCAAUGCUCUAUUCAACGCUGUGCGUUCGAUUUGCUGCUUCACUUAAGCAAGUGUCGUUUGUGAAUACGGGCGUUACUGUCCCGACGCGCCCAACCACCUCGCCCAAGCCCGCGCCGACCGGUGACCGGCGCCCGGCACUAGGGCGCCGGCGGAGCGGGAGCGGGAAAUGUAAUACAGUCGAACCGAUGCAAAGGCGCCCGAAAACGAUAUUAGGGCGCCUACGCAAUUAAAGCCCGGUCUGUGAGCACGUAGAAUUUUGUCCAAUGACCCCAAGCUACCCAUCCUUAUUGCUCGCGCGUAAUUAUAUUGCUGUCACGACUGUGCGACGCGUCCGCAGUGAGUGUGCGAGCGCAAAAGCAACACAAUGACCCCACAUUGGACAAAAUUCUACGUGCUCGCAGACCAGACUAUACAGUGGGAGCGUGUAAUGUAAAACUAUGUCAAACUAAUGCAAAGGCGCCCGCUCGAUAAAAUGGCGUGAUAAGCUUUUAUCGCGCCAUUUUACCGAUUUUACGCGAUAGUCCCGUACGUUUGUCGUCUAAAAUGAUCGAUAAAAUUUUAUCACGGCGCGCAUCCUAGCCCAGCUGAAUCUAAUUUCGACUUGAACCGAGGAUGGUUUUAGGGCGCCUGGACGGGGUCUUAAGGCGCCAAGCAUCGGGAGCGGGAACGCGUAAUGUAAUACUGCGCUCAAAUCAAGGCUAAGGCGCCCGCUUAAACUGAACUUCGACAAACCUUUCUUAAUGUACCGACGCGCCCAACCACCUCGCCCAAGCCCGCGCCGACCGGUGACCGGCGCCCGGCACUAGGGCGCCUGCGGAGCGGGAGCGCGUAAUGUAAUACUACAGGCAAAUCAAUGAGAAAGUGCCCACUCCACGCAUACCUAAUUUGUCAUUUAACGCCCAUUUCGACAAACCUUUUUUGUACAAUUAACGCCCGCGCCGACCGGUGACCGGCGCCCGCACUAGGGCGCCUGUGGAGCGGGAGCGCGUCAUGUAAUACUACAGUCGAACCAAUGCAAAGGAGCCCGAAAACGGUCUUAGGGCGCCUACGCAACUAAAGCCCGGUCUGUGAGCACGUAGAAUUUUGUCCAAUGACCCCAAGCUACCCAUCCUUAUCGCUCGCGCGUAAUUAUAUUGCUGUCCCGACUGUGCGACUGGCGCCCGCAGUGAGUGUGCGAGUGGGAGCGUGUAAUGUAAAAAUAUGUCAAACUAAUGCAAAAGCGUCCGCUCCAUACGCGCUGUGACAAGCUUUUAUCGCGCAAUUUUAUCGAUUUUACGCGAUAGAUCCAUACAUUUGUCUUCUAAAAUGAUCGAUAAAAUUUUAUCACGGCGCACAUCCUAACCCAGCUGAAUCUAAUUUCGACUUGAACCGAGGAUGGUUUUAGGGCGCCUGGACGGGGUCUUAAGGCGCCAAGCAUCGGGAGCGGGAACGCGUAAUGUAAUACUGCGCUCAAAUCAAGGCUAAGGCGCCCGCUUAAACUGAACUUCGACAAACCUUUCUUAAUGUACCGACGCGCCCAACCACCUCGCCCAAGCCCGCGCCGACCGGUGACCGGCGCCCGGCACUAGCAGAGUAAAUACAAAUGAGUAGGUCAUCUUCAUAGAAACGCACGGGCGCGGUUUGUAUGUGAGCGCGCCAACACGUAUGCGGCGCGCACGCACACACUGACAAAAUUCGGCGCAACCACGACUGAUCUCCGCUCUCGGUGCGUUUCUAUGAAGAUGACCUACUCAUUUGUAUUUACUCUGGUACUAGGGCGCCUGUGGAGCGGUGGCGAGAGCGUGUAAUGUAAAAUCAAGGCGAAGACGCUCUGUAGGCCUAAGAUGCGCGCCGUGAUAAGCUUUUAUCGCGCCAUUUUAUCGAUUUCACGCGAUAGGCCCGUGCGUUUGUCGUCUAAAAUGAUGGUCUUAGGCCUUGUUCAGACUACGCAGUUUCUGGGUUGUCCUCAUUGGUAAGGCCUGAAACGGUAACCGCGCGAUUAUCGCUGUGUCUGAACCAGGCCUUAGGGCGCCUAUCCAUCUAUCGCAGGAAAGCGUGAUAUAAAACUACGGCGAGUGUGUUUUGGAUUCAUUAAGCAUCAUGCAAUUUACUUAGAUACAAUGUACAUUACAAGCGACCGCUCCCGGUUUGUAAGCGCCUUUACAUUUCACUCAACUUUGUACCGGAACGCUCUGUGGUAACUGUUUCUUAUAAGAAACAACUAAAUCUUCCUACAAAAUGAGAAUAUGACCACUGAAUUUUUGGGCGUUAGUUACUCUUAAUUUUUGGCUUACAAUAAAACAAUUAUUUUGUAAGAAUGGUUGUUAACUAAUUGAUUUGUAUGAUAAUGGAAGAUUUUUGUAUAAAUAACAGAAGAAAAAUCAGUUUAGUACGUUAAUUUCGAUUAAAAACGAAGUGACCAAUAUUGCUUUGUCACUUUUAAAUUAAAAAUUUCGUCUCUUUUCAAUCAGUAAAGAUAAAAAGAGAGGUUUUAAGUUAGUUAAAAGAAUGGUUCAAUGUAAUUGUACCGCUAUAUGUAUAAUGCAACGUUAAAAUACAAAAAAAUUACUCCAAUCACUAAAUUGUACUAAUUUUAUUUACUGAUAUUAUUAUUAAUAAGGUAUAUUCACAAUGCCGCGUGGCGUAAUAGUGGUAUAGAUCGUUUCAUCCACGAAGACGCGCCCCACCAAUUUUUGGUCUCGGUCGCGCGGGGUGCGGGGAGUUUGAUCCGAGCAAUCCGAGCGGCAUUAUUGUAGUGUGCGUGUGCACUCAUGGAUGAUUUAGCGUGCACCGAUAACACUCAAACAUUACCGGAAAAAUGGUGGGGCGCGUCUUCGUGGAUAAAACGAUCUAUAAUGUGAACCUACCUCUUUUGUUUAGUGAUAACUCGGAGAAUUAUUUUUAAGCAUUUUGGGCUAUUUUACGAAAAUGUGAGCGUUGAAUUUUAGUUAUUAUUUCAUAUAAAUUAAUUUAGAAAUGGUCAAACGUGUAAUCAAAAUGUUCGAAGCUUAGAAAAAUAAUAUAUUGUAAUCUGACAGGGUAGUUAUGGAAGUACUAAUUGAGAGAAGUGUUCAUAAAUUGUUUAAAAGGUUAAUGCUUGUCAUGUUUGGUUAUUUCAAAUAAUACUGAAUUCACUUUUCAAUUGAUAGUAACAUUUGUAAUAAACAUAUUUUCGAAAGCCUUCAUGGACCAUGUUAGUUACGUCCAAAAAAGGACGUAUCACACUUUGAGCACCCACCCAAAUAGCACCUGCACGAAUAGCACCUGGCCUAUUCCACUGAAAGCACCUAUCGAUAUAUGGAAUAUUUUUUUAUAUCGUUAGCUGCUCUAAGUGGAAUAAGCCAGGUGCUAUUUCGGCGGGUGCUUAAUCAUAAUCAUAAUAUCUUUAUUGCUUCAUGUGGUGCUUAAAGUGGAAUACGUCCAAAAACGACGCGAGGUUGGCGAAUUUAGAGUUGAAAUUGUCACGAAUGUUAGUUUUUUUAGUGCUAUUGAGAUAUGCCAAUAUGCAUCCGACUCAUUAUUUUGCCCGUUAAAGCUGAAGCUAAUGUGAACCCACACAGUCGGCGUCAAAUAGUUCAUAACAGCCGAUGUGGCCAAUAAUAUGACAACACAACCUUAUUCCAAUCGUAACAAAGACGGGUUGCGAACUUAUUGAGCACUUUGGCGAUUAUCAUACUGCACCGCGCUCCGCCGCGGUCCGCGUGGCGACAUACAACGAAUCCCGCGCGCAAACGCGUUGUCAGUGUGUUGUGCCGCGCGUGUUUUCUAUACAAACUGAAGUACUUGCAUAUAAAUAAAUAAAUAAAUUAAUAAAUAUCUUUGGACAAUCUCACACAGCGCCAUCUAGCCCCAAAGUAAGCAAUUAAUAUGCUUGUGUUAUGGGUGCUAGCUUAAAUUAAUAAUAUAAUGAUAAUAUAAUAUAAUGAUUAAAUCUGUCGUCCCGCGUACCGCGGCGGAGCGCGGUGCAGUGUGAUAAUGACCUUUGGGUGUCAGCAACUAUUUGACCCUGACUGUGUGCUCAUAAGCCAAUGCCAGCAGAUUUGAAUAUUUAAAUGUGUCAUAAAAAGCCAUACUUACAUAAUUAUGGAUCUAAAAACGUUGGCUAACGUAUGAAUGAACUGUCAGAACUCUCCAUAGAUUUUAUACGGCAAUAGAAACAUGGCGUCACUUCGCUAACUUUAUAUUGUUACUAUUUAUUUCAAAGUCACUAAAAAUCAAACCCUAAAAGUGAUAAAAGUUACAAGCGUGUUGAACACUAGUAAUAGCCCUUAGGCUGGGUUGCACCAUCUUAUUUUAACUUUAACAAACGUCAAAAGUCUGUCAAACACCAUACGAAAAACACCGGUUUUGGUCAGAAGAUCGGUAGUGUUCAAUAUGCGCGUAACUUUUUAUUAGUAAGGGGCUAAUAUAAUAUUCAGUUAUUUCAAGAUUAUUAGUGUUUAGCGCUACAAUACAAUGUUUUAGAAGGGAAGUUGUGCCUUGGAACUACCCUACAAUGCAGAUUUCUUCUGAACCUGUAAUAUAUGGACCUGUACAGACAUAUCCGAGGCGUCAUUGUAGUAAUGCACUUGACCUAAGUCUAUCUGCAAAAUCAUUUCGAUAUAUUCGCCUCGCUCACUCACAAGUAAAUUGAAGCGCGUGUGAGAGGAACGGAGGAUCGAAAUCGUUUUGCAAAGUAGACCACUUGGUCACAUUUUGUAUGGAAAGUUUAAAUAUAAAUAAUAUAUAAUAUUCAGCAUGUAAAGGCCUAAUAUUAAGCGAGUUGAAUUAAGUUGGUUUAGUUUAGGACGGCUGCGUCUGUCCGUCGUGUAAAAAGAAAUACGUCCUUUGAUUUUUUUGUGUUUUUGUGACCAUUCUUUAUGUAUUAUUUGAUUUUAUUAAUAUGUUACUUUACUAGAUGAUUAUAGCAUAUUAUUAUACAUUUCAA
Molecule: messenger RNA, 6988 nt
Organism: Ostrinia nubilalis (European corn borer)
Lineage: Eukaryota; Metazoa; Arthropoda; Insecta; Lepidoptera; Crambidae
Gene: Tbc1d22
Product: TBC1 domain family member 22B
Exons: 5
Coding region: 91-1548 (485 amino acids)
Biological process (GO): activation of GTPase activity
Molecular function (GO): GTPase activator activity
Source: RefSeq, a predicted model, not a curated record